UAUGGGAAAAAUUAAUCAUCGUUCGAUUGUGGGAUACAAAUAUGCCGGUGAAAAGUUUUGAAAACGUUUCAACGAAUGCAACUAAAGUGUUUUGAAAAAAGUAUAUGUUAAGUAUAGUAAUAGUAGAUUAGUAUGCGUGUCUUUACAUAGAAGAAAUACAGCGUGCAGCGUCCGCAUGGAAGUUGUGCAACCGCGACGCGCGUACACGCGACGUAAUACGGAUAUAAUUGUUCAACACGAUUGUAUAAUACGGCUUCGAAUGUGGAUCCAGUCAUUGCCGGAACGUCGUUCCGAUGCCAUGCUAACAUAAAAGUGUUAUUUCUUCUCGACAUUUUGCCACAUUUAUUGCAAAUUGUCGGAAGAACAAUAAAUUUGUGUAAAGUGGAACGCGCGUUUGAAACUGGUCGUGUGUCUGGCUCCUCCUCUGUGGUUUACAUAAUCAAACAACUGUGGUAUAGAACUUGUUUCGUAGUGACUGUGACGGUUGUGUAGAAUAGAUAAUCGAUGUUUCAUCGUGUUUAAAUGUAAAAAAGAAAAGAAUAAAAAGAAUAAAAAAUAAAAAAAAUCGAGGAAAAAGUAUGACGAAAGAAGAAGAAGAAGAAAAAGUGGUUGUGAAUCGUUUGGUCGAACGAUUGGACGUCAUCAUCAUCUUCGGUUUAACAUCGAAUACUCUUUUUCUCUAUCUCUCUUGUUAUUCUUAAGACGAGUUUUUACGAGUUUGUAACAUUUCAAAUUGGCUUUAUUAGUUAUUACGUUCUUGCUAUUUGUUAUGUGUUUCUAUAGAGUCUAUCGUUUUGCGAAUGAACUAAACGAUCGUGCGCGAGACUGUGUUUACGCAGUAAACUGUAUUUACAUUCUGUUAACUAGGUAACUAAACAUUAGGCGAUCAAUAAUAAUAAUAAUAAUAAUAAUAAUAAUAAUAAUAAUAAUCGAUACUAAAACGAUUUCGAGUCUUUGACACACGCCAAAAGGGAAAACUAUAUUUUAUAUUUAUUAUUGCUUUAUAUAGUCGUUAAAUAAUAUGAAUAUAUUAGUGAUUAAUACGAUUAGAUAUAGGAAAAUCACAUCUCGAGGUAGAAAUUAUUAGUGUGUUUAUUAUCUAAGGAACCUUGAAAAUUUCUCUUCUCUGUGUCGUGUCGUGUGUAUCGAUAGCAAAUAAAACGCAUUGCACGCACACACCGCCGCGGCGUUGUUCUCUUGCGAAAAAAAAAAAAAAAAAAAAAAAAAAAAAAAUAUAAAAAAAAACGGAAACACGGAUAGGAGGAUUUUAUUCCAAAUGAAAAAAAGGAAAAAGAAAAAAGGAUGCGUCGAGAAGAACUCUAAACAUUGUGUUCUAGAUCGAAACACGAACUUCGCUAGAGCGUAACAUUCCCAUGAAAGGAUUCCCUCCGAUGUCGAAGAGAAAACGUUUGCUCAGAGAGAAAAGUUUCACGAAUCUGUUCGGAAAUACUUUCCAUAAUCAAUAAGAUACAUAUAUACACAUAUAUAUUUAUAAUUAACAAUAAGUGACAAUUAUUUGAUUUGAUUUGAUUUAAGUUAUUCGAUAAUGGAAUUUCAAAUAUAUUGCGCAUUUGAAAAAAGUGAUAAAAGUUGAAAUGGUAUAAAAAGAUACUUUGUGAAAGAUCUGAGAUUGUUUUCCGCUCGGAUAAUUGGAUUUUCUUUGAAAUUGAAAUGAACGAGGUGCGUCAUGUCUGGACUAGCUUACGAUCGUCAUCGAGAAGUUCGACAUUAAAUUCUAAUAUGAGUAACGAAGGUAAUAGUAAUCGAGCCUCGACUUCUACUUGGUACGAUAUACCGGCACCGAUAAUAAUACACUGUCGUGAUUUUCGCGAGAACGAAAUUGAAAUGAUUAAUGAUAACAAAAUGGAAGAUCAAAAGUGUCGAGAAGAAGAUAACGAUAAAACUGUGCGCGUUGUAUCUUCGAAAAAUGAAAUUCACGUUGAAGAAGAAGCAUUAUACGAAAAUAAUUUAGAUAUAGUAAGAUACGAGAGUAGUAAUAGUAAUACUAAAGAUAUUCAAGAUGAAUCGAGAUUAUUGAAAAUUAUCUCGAACGAUUCUAAAACGAACGAGGAACAAGUUUCAUUGGAAGAUAAGAAUAAGAAACAUAGUAAUAGCGUUGAAUUAAUGGCAACUAGUUUGGUGAAAACCGACGAGCACGGUAUGCCAACGAUUAGUUUCAGCUUUCUUCAAGGUGAUGAAUUACUCGAAAGGAAUACCCACAAUCAAAUAGAUGAGAUCAAGAUGGAUGAUAAGAAAAAUGUUAUUGAGGAAGAUUCAAUGCUUCUGGAUAGAUUGUACGAUUUUCCUAAAAAAACUUCCAACGACAAUGAUAAGGAAUGUCGUCGUAUCGAUGAAAAUUCUGAUGACGUAAUCGCCGGGGAAUUAUACGACAAACCAAAAACAACAUUGUCGAGUCAAAAAUUAUUCGAAGUUUCGCGAAAGGAAGAUAACGAUAUGACGACCGACAAAGAGAUAACUAUCACCGAAAGAAAAUUUAUAAGAACUGCGAAUACCUUGCACGGAUCUUCCGUUAGAUCGUUGAAAUGGAAAAAGAGUCGUAAAAAUUCGGAUAAUAAUAUGGGAAUAACAUCUUCGACAUCCGGUUGUUAUUCGGAUCCCGAAUGUUCAAACGAUACUGCGUCUAAUGCAUCGCGUGGACGUCUGAGAUUGGAAAAACGUAAAUUGGGUAAAGCUUGGGGAAAAAUGAGGAAUUGGUUGAAAGACGAGAAGAGUAAAUUCAGCGAAGUUAUUCAGCGACACGCUCGAAUGCAGAACGUCGGUGCGAUGAUCAAUGACCCUAACGACGAUCACGAUUUAUCUUUCAAGGACAAUAAAUUGAGCAAAAGCACGAGACACGCUUCUUACGAUUUAACCAAAGCUCGAACCCAACAAUUGGGUUCUAUCACGAGGGUCGAGGAAUUUGGUUUAUCUUCUAUUACGAAAGAAGAAAUUAACGAAGAUCGUGAAAAUUCGUCAAACGUGAAUAUACGUUCGAAUUCAGUCUCCCCAGAUUCAGUUUUUAUCGAUGACACGAAUCCGGAAGAGGAUUCCCCAACAACCGGCAGAAGAAAGGUAUUCUCUAAAACUGCUAGCUCCGAUGAUAUUGUUGGUAAUGGAAAGAGGAGUCCGCUUCUACCGGUCUCCUUCAGCAUGGACAAACUAUGUUCUGAUACGGAAAACGAUGAGACUAGUGCUCGUAGCACCGAGCUCGAAACGACAAGGGAUCGCGCUGGGAAAGGCGGCAUGAUUAAGAAGAGAAUGUUGGGGUCAAUCAGGGGGUUAAUGGCCUCAACUCAUCUCCUACAGACCAACGAUAUUCACGAAGAGGGAGGUCAAAGUGGAUUCGAAGAUAUUCGGAGAUAUGUUAAACAAGGUGGAGAUUUUUGCAAAGAGUUGGCCUCGAUUCUUCACGAAAGGGCUGAACUGGAAGCAACGUAUGCUAAAGGGUUAAGUAAAUUGAGCGGUAAAUUAACGAAGGCUUGUUCCAAAGAUCAAAGUGGAAACAGUAAUGGAGGUGUGAACGAAGCAUGGAGAUGCGUCGGAGAAGAAAUGGAAGCUGCCGCUGAAGCCCAUAGAGUAUGGGGUAUUGCGUUAGGCGAACAACUAGCUAAACCUUUGAGAGUGGGCGUGGCAGAGGCUCAAGGUCGUUCGAGAAAAUCCAUUGAAAAUUCCGUGGACAAGGCAUUAAAGUCUCUACAGGAAUGGCGUAACAUUGCAUCAAAGACCAAGAAACAAAGUUUUGCUUGUGCGAGAGAGAACGAAAGGCUGCAGGAUUUGGCGAGGCUCCAAUCGAUCAGUCAAAGCCAACAAAAUAACAAUAAAUCGUCUAAUCAUCAUAUGACGGAAAAAGAAGCGAAUAAAUUAGAAGCUAGGAGGAGGAAAGCCGAAGACUCUUCUCGUAGAGCUGAUACCGAAUUUUACACGGUGAGCGUAAGAGCCGAAAGAGCUAGAUUGGAAUAUGAAAAUACUGUGAGAAAAGGAUCUAAACAAAUGGAACUCCUCGAAGAGGAACGUUUGAGCGCUUUGAAAGAUCUUGCCAAUGUUUAUUUGGCACAUCUGCAGGCUCUUGCUCCCCGUUUGCAACAGAGUGCCGAUCGCGUAUCGACACCUGUAAGAAAUUGUAACGUAUCUCAAGACGUGGAAAUUUUGAAGAAUCUUAUACGUAGAACUGAAAGUAAUGAUACGGUCAAUGCAGAACAAUUACUUCCAGAUUUUUAUGCAGAACAUAUAACGUUAGCGAUGAACAGAGAACGAAGAAAACAAUCGUUAGUUAGAAUUCUACAUUUAAUAAGACAAGAUUUAGAAAGAGAAAGGCGAGGAAGGGAAGGAUUGGAGACUUUGCAUAGAGCUUUUAUCAAGACACCUGCGUUUGCAGCUGAUGAAAGUACACAAAAUGUUACGGACAAAUUGCAUCAUAUGCGUUCCAUGUUAUUAUAUUUGGAAGCAGCAAGAUAUAAGGUUGGUGGAACGUUAGCGGAAGUUGAAGGUAGCAAAAGAAAUAAGCACCCAUUAGCAGAACACAUAUUAGUCUCUAGAGAUAAACAAGGACUUCAGCAAAGUGUUCUCAAGAUUCCUUCUUGGGCAAGGAAUGAAUCUUUUGAGAUACAAGAUAUCGAUGAUGAAAUAGAAGUACAUUUAGUAAAGGGACAUGAAACUGAGAAUCGAGACUGGACAGAUAGAACGGCUGGUGAUGGUAAUUCUGAAAAUCCACCAGAUGAAGAAGACUUCAGCGAUUUUGACGAAUUCAGUAGUCAUUCGGAAGACAAUAAUAAUCAAGACGUUGACGUUACGGAUGAAACACCUAAAUCAGAUAGAACAGAACAGUGCAGGGCAAUAUAUCAUUAUGCUGCAAAUCUCAAUGACGAAUUGAGCCUGAAUCCUGGCGAUUUAAUAACUGUUCAUCGAAAACAGGCAGAUGGUUGGUGGAUCGGUGAAUGCAGAGGACGAACUGGAAUCUUCCCUGCCACAUAUGUCCAAGUAAUACAUUAAAAGAUGUUCUUCAUCACUCAAUGUAUUUUUAUAAUUUUUCUGUAAACACACAUAUAAUUAUUAUUUAUCAAAUACCAAGGAACAAAGUGCCAAUGAUUACAAAUUAAAACGACGAUAUAAACGCACAAAAUACGUGAUUAAACCAUAAUUAGCUUUAAACAUACAAUUUAAUUAAUGUUACCAACCAUGUUAUAGAAAUAUAACAGGUACUUGUGCAGUAACAAAUAUUGAUGUCCUUAUGCAAUUUGUUCUUUUUACAUUUAUAACUAUUUAACUUAAAUGAUUUUAUAACGCUAUGAGCUAACUGGUUAAAUCUUUUGUCAUUAAAAAUUGUAUAUAAAUGUUGCCAAUUGUAAAUAUUAGUCAAAAUGUAAUUUAAAUGCGAUGCGUAUUAAUAUAAAUGCUCUAUAUAUAUAAAUAGUAUUUUUAAGAUAAACAAAAUGCAUUUAUUUAUGUAAAUAAUAUCUGUAUGUAUCAGCGCCGUCUAGCCCUGUUGGACAGCGCUGGUAUAUAUAAUAAAAUAAUGUAUUUCCCUUUCUCU
Messenger RNA from Polistes canadensis, 5530 nucleotides. RefSeq lists its product as uncharacterized. The transcript is spliced from 9 exons. Gene Ontology annotation, molecular function: protein binding. The record is from RefSeq and is a predicted model, not a curated record. Bases 1672 to 4989 code for a protein of 1105 amino acids. Gene Ontology annotation, cellular component: cytoplasm; plasma membrane. NCBI's taxonomy places the organism in Eukaryota, Metazoa, Arthropoda, Insecta, Hymenoptera, Vespidae.